AUGGCCUCGCCGCGCGCCUCGCGGUGGCCGCCGCCGCUCCGGCUGCUGCUGCCGCUGCUGCUGCUGCCGCUCGCCCCCGGGACGCGGGGCCAGCCGAGCCGGGCGCCUCUCGCAGGCACGGGGCUGGCGCGGCCGCCCGAGCCCGGCCCCGAGCACGAGCUGCAGGCGCCGCCACCCACUCCGCCCCGGGAGCGCCGCGGGCCCGCGCCCCCCGGCCCCAACCAGACGGCCCUGGCGCCGGACGCCGCUGCACGGCCGGGACCCUCGGGCCCGGGUCCCCGAGGCGGGAGCGCGGAAGCCAGUGAGUUCUCGCCCAUCCAUUUUCUGAUUGUUUCAACUGCUGUAAGGAACCACUGGCCAGAAAGCAACACUGAGCCCCUCACAGAAAUUAUCACUGUGGACCAGAAUCAAGUGGACUUUUCCACCAUGGCCUCCAAAGGGGGGGUGAUGGUUCAGAGCCCCGGAAGGAGCCACACUCUUUCAGAUGCUCCAGAAAACUCGACUCCACAAACUGAGACAGCAGGUGCUGGAGGAAGAAACCACUCCUUGAGGACGAAUGCCACCGCUACCCCUGCUGGGCCCGAGACGGCAGCUCUGGCUUCCCGGAGCAGCACCUUCGCCUUGGGGAGGCUUCCCCUGCCGGCCAGCAGUACAGGGUCAGAAGAAAGAAGUGCCCCUUCUCACACAGAGAGCAGAACCUCCUGGGGUGCCCUGGCGAGGGGGAAGGGGCGCCCCGAAGAAGGGACCGUGCAUACCCAGGUGGCCACUUCGGUUUUGAGCCGAUCCUCUCUUCCUGCUUCGGAGACGGGAGAAGAGACCACACUGUCCAGGAAGAGAAAUUCCUCAGAACCAGAGCUCUCCUGGCUGCGUUUCUCCAGGACAUCAGCUUCCUCCCCCCGCUCAGGUCACUCUGCAAUCUCUGGAAGUACGGAAGAGCUAGACAACUCCACGGGUCCUCAAAGCCCCUCGGUUAGCUGGACAAAGAGUGUGCAAGUUGCCGCCACGUCCCCCAGUGGUGCCCCAGGGGUGGUCCCGUCGUUAACCGUCAGCGUGGGACAGCCGAACGAGACAGAGGAUUUCUCGGAGGACCCUGAAACUGCCCCAACAUCCCCCGCAGUCCGUUCUCCACCAUCCGAACCACCUGAGGCCGGCUUGAGGCGAAGCACCGGCGUGAGCGGGAGUCCAGGGCAUGGGGAAUUCACUGAGCCGUCCACAGAAAAUGGGCUUGGCCUGACAUCUUCUGAGGUCUCAGUGGGGUUUUGGCAAAAUGAUUCCCCAACCUCAGAAGGACGCCAGCGGCCUGGCAGCUCUGACACAGGAAAUGGGCUCCGUCUGUCUCAGGCUGAGCCUGUGUCUGGGUCAGUCCCCUCGGGCAGGGCUGGAGAGAGCACUGCACGCUGGGUCAUGGCCAACAGCACGAUGCUUGAAGACGGGACGGGAAGCUCUACUUCCUACCCGGGAGUUGUGAACUCUUCAGUUGUGACCCAGUUCGCAGCCUCUGUCCCACAGUCUCGAGGCAGUGACACAGCGCUGGGUGAAAGGAGCCACUCUGAGCCGGCCGCCGGGUCUUUGUCCUCGUCCUCCUCGGAAAGCGUGGAGUCCUCAGCAUCACGUGGCGAACGCUCGACCACUGAAGACAGUCCUGAGCUGGGAGUCCGUGUGGACUCGCAGGAAGGGUCCGACAGGACGUCCGGAGCCCGCGCUCACAGUCCGCACACUUCAGCAACUGUCACUGGGGCUGGAGAGCGUACGCUGCGGUCUGUCACCAACGGGAGCAGGACUUCUGUGGACGAGGGGCACUCGGAGACAGCGGCGCCCCGGGAGACAGAGAGCGCCACUCCACGCGGGAACACGACUGCCACGGGCGAGGCCGUCGGAGUCACUGGAAUUAGCUACGAGCAAGUGAGUGGCACAGAUGCUGAGCAGAGGACGUCCAGUGACCACACAGACCACACCUACGUCUCGUCUACUUUCACCAAAGGAGAACGAGCAUUACUGUCCAUCACAGACAACAGUUCGUCCGCGGACGUGAGGGAGAGUUCCACCUCUUCCAUUAAGAUCUCAGACUCUUCACAUUCAGACUAUCCUUCCUCGUCUCAGGUUCAGACUGAAAGAAGUAACGUCUCGUCCUAUGGAGGGGUGUAUGCUCAGCCGUCCACCGAGUCACUGGGUCUGCGCACAGCCGCCCUUCCCUCCUACACACCCACCAUCAAUAUGUCCAGCACCUUGGACCUUCUGUUCGCGCAUACUGGAUUGGCGGGUGACUCAUCUUCUACGUCAGGGUCCCCUUUGCCCCUGCCUUCAGUGUCACAGUCCCACCAGUCAAUCUCCUCUACCUUAUCAUCCACCAGGGCCUCCGCUCAUCCGCCGGAGUCCAUCCCUGACGCGCCCACACCUUUGUCUUCCUCACCACCGCCGUUGCCAAUAUUCCUGACAGUCUCUACCCCCGCCUCCCUGCCCGUGUCCCAGACAACCCUGCCACCUUCAUCUUCUACCCUGGUCCUGCCCAGGGCAAGGGACACUCCUGGGACUGUAAUUAGGACGUCAACAAUGGCAUCCUCUGUGACGAUGCUGUCCAGCAGCCAAACAGCAGAUCCUGAGAACCAGAGCAACCCACCCCGUGAGAAAUCCGUCACAGAAUCAAAGCCACUGAGCCCGGAAUCUUUUUCCACAGAGGCCACGGAAGCGGAAACAAGGAGCUCUACUCUGGGGAUCCCCUUGCCCCCCGCCUUAACAGAGUUCUCCACUGAGCAGACCCUUCCAGCCAUAAGCACCAGCGUAGCCCAGACGCCUCCAGCUUUGACGGCCUCCACCCUCAAGACCGCUCCUCCCCCCGUGUCCACUCCCAGCCCUUCGCCAAGCACAGCUACUCGGAUGGCUGGCCCCACGGCAGUGCAGACUACGACUGGAAAACAGUUCUUGCCAACAAGUCCUGAAAUUCUAGUGCCACGAAUCUCAACAGAAGUUACUGUUACCACAAAAAGGAGCCAAAUGCACGUAGAUGAUACUACCCGAUUGAGCACCCUGACCAGUGUACCCACAUCAGCAACAGUACUGACUACAGGGCUUGGCAUUUCGGAAGAGUACAGCCCAACUUCACAUUUGCUCAGGACAUCUCCUUCUCCCCAAAGCACAGACGCUUCUCUGGCCGAAGUGCCGACUCCCAGGUCUACCACCUUCCGUGCCCAGAGCAGCACGCAGCCACCCCCAGCGUCGUCCCCAGCAUCGUCCCCAGCGUCGUCCCCAGCCUCAGGGAACAGCUGCACCCCUAACCCUUGUCUUCAUGAUGGGAAGUGUGUUGCAGACCCCACCAGCCGCGGGUAUCGAUGCGUGUGCUCACCUUCCUGGCAAGGAGCUGACUGCAGUGUGGAUGUGAAUGAAUGCCUCUCGAACCCCUGCCCACCCCUGGCCAUGUGCAACAAUACUCAGGGAUCCUUCACCUGCAGAUGCCCAGUUGGGUACCAGUUGGACAAAGGAAUAUGCAAUUUGGUUAGAACCUUCGUGACAGAGUUUAAAUUAAAGAAGACGUCUCUCAACACCACCGCGGAGAAACACUCAGACCCACGUGAAAUUGAAAAUGAGGUCACCAAAACAUUAAAUAUGUGUUUUUCAACGAUACCUGGGUAUACCCGAUCCACAGCUCAUGCUUCUAGCGAGUCCAGCACCAUGGUCAUAUCACUGCAAACCACCUUUUCCCUGGCCUCCAAUGUGACGCUGUUUGACCUGGCCGACGGGAUGCAGCAGUGUGUCAACUCCUGCAGGUCCUCUGCUGAGGUCUGCCAACUCUUGGGAUCUCAGAGGCGGAUCUUUAGAGCGGGCAGCUUGUGCAAGCGGAAGACUCCGGAAUGUGACAAGGAGACCUCCAUCUGCACUGACCUGGACGGGGUGGCGCUGUGUCAGUGCAGGUCCGGCUACUUCCAGUUCAACAAGAUGGACCACUCCUGCCGAGCUUGUGAAGAUGGAUACAGGCUUGAAAAUGAAACCUGUAUGAGUUGUCCAUUUGGCCUUGGUGGUCUCAACUGUGGAAACCCCUAUCAGCUCAUCACCGUGGUGAUUGCAGCAGCAGGAGGCGGGCUUCUGCUAAUACUAGGCAUUGCACUGAUUGUCACCUGCUGCCGAAAGAACAAAAAUGACAUAAGCAAACUCAUCUUCAAAAGUGGAGAUUUCCAAAUGUCCCCAUAUGCUGAGUACCCCAAGAACCCUCGAUCACAAGAAUGGGGCAGAGAAGCCAUUGAGAUGCAUGAGAACGGAAGUACCAAAAACCUCCUCCAGAUGUCCGACGUAUAUUACUCGCCCACAAGUGUAAGGAAUCCCGAACUUGAACGGAACGGACUGUACCCGGCCUACACCGGAUUGCCGGGAUCUCGGCAUUCUUGCAUUUUCCCGGGGCAGUAUAACCCAUCGUUCAUCAGCGAUGAGAGCAGGAGAAGAGACUACUUUUAAGUGAGAAGAGAGAGGAGCCCAUUGCUCUGAGCCAGUGGCCUGGGACCGCGACUGCUCAGAGGACUGCCGGGGGCGCCCCGCUGGCGGGCUGCUCCCAGGACUUGGGGAGCCACACUGGAGUGGCAGGAAGAAAGUGGGACAGGUGUGAGGGGCAUGGCCACAGUGGAAGGGGACAGACGGAAGCUGCGGACGGGACACUGCAGGCUGCUCCCUUGUUACUGUGAAUGUGACCGUGGGCCUGUGCCGGGAGGUCCCGGGGACGGCAGCGUGGCCACGGGCUCCGGGAUGACGGCGGCGAGGGCAGCUCUUCCUUAGUUUGCACUUUACUAAGUUGGGUAGGGGCGUCUCCUCUUGGAUUUUUUUUAAGACUGUUCCAGAAAGAAGGCCUCAUUUCCCCAGACACUUCCAUAGGCCUCGAUCUGGUGAUUAAUUUAUAGCAAAAUGCCGGCUGUUUAUUUGUUUUCCUGCCCAGCACCGUGUGCUGGACAGCAGGUGACGGCAAUGAACAUACCACUAAGGUCUGGAGAGGCUGUAGGUUAUCAUCCAAUAUUUUAAUAUGUUUCUAGGUCUUUUUGUGCUACGGUCUCCAAGCCAACCCCCAAAAUGAGAAAUGGACAUUUGUGAGGCAUGGCAUACAACUCCAGUUUGGUUCUAUUAGUCAAGGUGACACCUGGAUUUAAGAUGACUUCUUCCCUUUGCGGUGAAAUCUCAGCUUUUCAAAUAAGUCUGGAUCAGGGCAAAAUGAUUUCCACUUGAUUGUAGUUAGAGACAUCCAGCUGCCCUGUGGUGAGGCAAGAAGCAGGGGGCCCUGGGGCUGAGCCAAGGCCCCUGAGGAAGACUCAGAGGUGCAGGCGGUGGGGCGCUUUCACCCCUGAGGACAGGGCGUGGGGCCCGGGUCUCUGACCGCCAUCUCUGAGGCCAGGCUGCUCCGUGGGGGUGGGGAUGCUGAGCUGAGCGCAGGCUGGGUCUGCGCUGGUUUCACCACUAAGGAAAGAGCAGCUCGCGGAGUCCCUGCGCUGAGUGUGGUUAGAGGAAGGGGCUGCACAGACAGGUCCACUGCCGGAAACACCAGCUCUUUGGGAAGCUGGGCAGGUCCUGAGGAAGGAUGGGGUGCUGGGACGGAGCCACGCAUAGGUCUGCUCACCUGAAGCUGCACGCUGUACCUUUGAUUGUAUCCCCGAUCUCGUCAUCUCGUCCACAAACUUCGUGUAAACGGUCCACCAACUGCUCAGCUAUUUAUUCACUGAAGAAGUAACUUAUUUUCACUCAUCCAGUGACUCGUACCUCCUUGUACUACUACAUAGCUCCCUCCAGAAACAUGGUUCUAAUUCAAGUCAGCAUUGGAGAACUAAAGACUCUGGACAGGUAGGGAAGUGCGAGUUUGCCUUCAGGAAGGAAAUUCUGCGUGUUUGUUGAUUGUGCCGGUGCCGUGGGGCCGGCGCAGGGGCAUAUCCUGUGCGCAGUGUCUGUCACUGCUCCUUACGGAGCUGAUUAUUCUCGUCACCUGCCUUUGAAGCAUCCUCGUGGAUGGAGAGAACACAGAGGUAGAAGAACUGUUCCCACUCUGAAGCUCGGAGCUCAGCGGAACCUGUGUUUUGGAGAUGGGGUAGACUUUGGGGACAGUUCUGUCCUAGGUAUGGCUGUUUCUUCCAGGCUCUCUAACCUUUUGGGGAUGUAUCUAAUCCUUAUUCUUAGGGAGUCCUCGUCCUGACAGUUUUCAGUGUGAACUCGUGUGUCCCGUGGUCUCCACGAUCACCAUCCCCCACGGCAGCAGGAGCACCAGACAGGCGAGGCCUCGCAGUAGUCAGACUGCACUCGUCUCCUCAGAGAAGAAUCCUGGUCUGGUCCGUGGGUGCCAGCUUACAAUUUCAGAGCGUCACCUUUUAGGAAUCUUGGGUCCAUAGAACCCAAGAGCCCUCGGCCACAUGGCCUCGCAUCCAGCUGGAGCGCUCUGAGCCCCGCACUCAGCCCACCCGAGCCGAGAGGUGGCCUGGCUUCCUGGUCUGCACAGACCCCAGGACCCAGAGCCACGUGGGGGCCGUCGUCAGGCAUGCACAGCUGCCCCCUUUAGCUGCCACCACAGCUGACAAGUCCUCUGUAUCUGGGCCAGAAGCUGUGAGCUCCACAAAAUGAAGCCUCUGUCUCCAAAGCAUUCUUGAGAAGAAUCCAAAAGGAAUGUCCUGUGAGCUCCAAGAAUACUUUCCCUGUGAAUGGGUUUUGUGCAUAUGAAGUGGAUUAAGAAUGUUGUUUUUCUUUCACUGUGAAAAAAGCAGGCCCCCCUGCAGGGUUGAGUUCACACAGAAUCUGCAAUUGCUAAGGGGGCAGGUGGGGGUGGGGAAGGUGCGUCUGCAGACCUGAGGGGCUAAGAAGGUGCACAGACAGCAUGACUAUUAGCCGGUGCCAACUGCCCGCCCUGGGUGAAGAAGGGAGAGGCUGGCUUCACUCCUGCUUGGGGCUGGUACCCCCAGACGUGUCCUGUCUGCCAAGGGGCAAUACCUCGUAGGGCAGCAGCCGCCUCAACUGAAGGGCCAGGACUGGAUGUCCCCCUGGCAAACAAGCUCUCAGCUCUGGCACAGGUGCUCAGUGUCAGCUCCGCACCUGGAAUUCAUGGGCGUGACACGGUGUUGUGUCCCUGGGUGCGGCCCACAGCUGGGGGAAGGUGGGAGGGAGGGAAAAGUGAUCUUAACUGCCCUCAAGACUCCUCACCUUCUGUAGGGAAGAGUGGGCCGAAUGGAACGCACCUGUCCCAUACCUGAGCAAGGUGACUCAGAGGGCGGUGCUCACCUGCUGGCCUCCUAGCAUCUGUGGGCUUUGUUUAAGCUCUUGAAUAAAAGAUCUUAUUUCCUCUUUGCCCCAGGAGCCAGCCCAGGGCUCUAGAGAUGAAAUAGAAAGUCUAAAUAGUCACAGAGCCUCUUGGUGUCCCCACCGUGGCCAGGCUCUGCGCACGGUGCUUGGCUUCACGACACCUGUGUGAGGUGCGUAGGAGUGCCCCUGUCCUGGAUGGGGAAACUUCUGAGAGGGUGAUUGCCUUGGAGAGCGGAGGCCACGCCCCUUCGCCUGGCUUGCCCUCCUCCCUGUGGGUCCCAGCCUCACCAGCCAGUGCACCUUAACUGUCAAAGGACAUGAGAGAGUGGGCUUAAAGUGUGUCGGGUUUUUUUUUUUUUAGUUUUUUUUUUUGAGAACCUUAAUGUUACUAAGCAGUAACUAAACUAAUGACAUGAAGUGCAAAAAAAAAAAGUUGAAUCCCCUUUUGAAAAAGUCCUUUUGGGUUUGUUAUUACAUGUAUUUCUUGGACACUGGUGGUCAUCAUUAAGAAAACAGUGGCUAUGGCUGGCUCGUGCUCAGCAAGAAGCAUGAUGGUACGUGGCUUAGGGUGUCGGAGGUGUAAGGUGAUGGAUGACUCGGGUUUUUGACACACAGCCAGACUUAGACGUCCAUCUGAGGGCUGCUCUGCCUUGUUCCUGUGGUCAGGCCAUGGCUCCUGGAAGUAUAUUUUUGUGACUAUUAUCUGAGGUGGGAACAUAUUCAAUUGAAGGUCUUACAUGCUGACAAAUCCUCCUUUGAUGAAAGUUUAUUUGCAGAAGUAGCGAGCCACUUAGAGCCCCAGUUGCUGAGUGGAUCACAUCAUCAAGUGGCUGAUAGGGCUGGAGUCGAAACUAAGAUGUGAUGGCUAAGUUCCUGAAGAGGUGACUGAACUGGCCAAAGAGGGCAGCAUCUUUUCAAGGCUGGUUGGCUGCCCAGAAAAGGUGUUUGAAGGAUGAUAUUCAUUCCGAUGUGAAAGGUCCUGGAGCCCACAGGGGAGGGUCUAGCAUGUGGCUUUUGGGGCCUCUGUGAAGCCAUCUUGCCCACUGGGAAGGGCCUGAGUGCCCUGUAGCUCUGGGAGCUGCGCCUGGAGAGGCUCGAGUUGUACAGCCGUUGCUCCAGGUUUAGUCCUAGUCUAACACAGCUUGGGUUUGGCCCAUCGUUCUGAGAUCCUUACACUGAUUUCAGAACUAAAGCAAUUCUUCAGAAAGAGGAAGAAUUUCAGUAUUUUGCAUCUUAUGUAAAACUACUCUUACUAGCAGAGAUAUUUUGUACCACGUGAAGACAUUUGUGGGGACUAGAAGGGACAUUUUAUUUUACUCUGGGGUCCUUGUCUAUGUGUUUGAGAAAAGAUGCCUGGUUUUGUAGAGUUGGCUUUUGAGUAUAGGUUGCAUUCUUUUUUCUCUAAUCCCCAGAGAAGAAAACUGGUUAAAAUACUGAGAACAUUAAAAUAUUCAAUGUCAGUUCAUUUGUUGUGCUAAAAUACCUUUUUAGUAGUGUUAUAAUCAUCCUGUUUGGUGUAAACUCACAGAAAAACCUUUGAAGCCAAAGGGGACAGUUUGGGUCUGAAAAGAGGCAGGUCUCAGACUGGCUCUGUCCCCUUGGCAUUUUUUAAGAGGACACAUUAGAUCUGGUUUUUAUCAUUUUUCAGACACACAUAAUGCACUUCAGAUGCAGAGUUAUUGGGUAGGAAGGAUGGGACCACACAGGGAUGGAAUGGAACCGGCCCCCCUGGGAAACUACCUGACUCACUUCCUCUAUUACCUUGGCCUGUUUCUUUACAAAAAAAGGUCUUUCAACAUGGGCUGUGCGUUCUCUCGAUGUCAUUGUUGCUGGGUUUAUGGUUAACUGAAGCAUGUAGCUGGAAUAUGAGCUUUUUGAGUUUUCACAUCCUGGAUUCCUCUUUGCAAAUCUUUACACCUUAGCCCCCGACUGAUUUGUUAAAUCCAUUAUGAGAAUGAUAUUUAAAGUUGUAUUAUAAUUGCAACCUCCACUAAUUAUUCAGUACUGUAGCAGCAAAGUAUUAUUUGUAAGAAUUCGGUUAUUUUUAUACUUAUACCCACUAUAAGUCUGGCGUUCUAGUCAGUAAA
Molecule: messenger RNA, 9335 nt
Organism: Molossus molossus (Pallas's mastiff bat)
Lineage: Eukaryota; Metazoa; Chordata; Mammalia; Chiroptera; Molossidae
Gene: HEG1
Product: heart development protein with EGF like domains 1
Exons: 18
Coding region: 1-4443 (1480 amino acids)
Biological process (GO): heart development
Molecular function (GO): calcium ion binding
Source: RefSeq, a predicted model, not a curated record